Cuculus canorus (common cuckoo) is the source of this 9689-nucleotide messenger RNA. It is a transcript of the gene YAF2, whose product is annotated as YY1 associated factor 2. Gene Ontology annotation, molecular function: transcription coregulator activity; DNA binding. The record is from RefSeq and is a predicted model, not a curated record. The transcript is spliced from 4 exons. Gene Ontology annotation, biological process: positive regulation of DNA-templated transcription. Gene Ontology annotation, cellular component: nucleus. Lineage: Eukaryota; Metazoa; Chordata; Aves; Cuculiformes; Cuculidae. The coding region runs from base 213 to 755 and encodes 180 amino acids.
GCGGGCGGGCGGGCGCUGGUUGGCGGCGGGGGGACACGUGAGGGGGGAGGGCGGCAGGAGUUUCCCCGACAGCUGGAGGUUGCGGCGGCGGCUCCUCCUCCUCCUUCUUCUCCUCCUCCCCGGGUCCCCGUUAGAGCCCAGACCCCCCGCGCUCCUCCUUAUUGACAAACACUCACACAAAGGGCCGGGCCGGGGACGCGUCUGGAGCCGGCAUGGGAGACAAGAAGAGCCCCACCAGGCCGAAGAGGCAGCCGAAACCUUCGUCGGACGAAGGCUACUGGGACUGCAGCGUCUGCACCUUCCGCAACAGCGCCGAGGCCUUCAAGUGCAUGAUGUGCGACGUGAGGAAGGGCACCUCCACACGGAAACCUCGACCUGUCUCUCAGCUGGUUGCACAACAGGUUCCUCAGCAGUUCGUGCCCCCUACACAAUCAAAGAAAGAGAAAAAAGACAAAGUAGAAAAGGAAAAAAGUGAAAAGGAAACAACGAGCAAAAAGAACAGUCAUAAGAAAACCAGGCCAAGAUUGAAAAAUGUGGAUCGAAGUAGCGCUCAGCAUUUGGAAGUUACAGUUGGAGAUCUGACAGUCAUAAUUACAGACUUUAAGGAGAAAACUAAGUCGCCACCUGCUUCCAGUGCUGCUUCUGCAGAUCAACACAGUCAGAGUGGUUCUAGCUCUGACAACACAGAGAGGGGAAUGUCCAGGUCGUCUUCACCCAGAGGAGAAGCAUCAUCACUGAAUGGGGAAUCUCAUUAAAGUUUAUUUUCUCCAAUUUCUUUAGUCUCUUCUCUUCAAAACAUACAAGUUCAUAAUUCUGUCACCUGUUACCACAUUUUCAUGACAGGUUAUCCAUGCACAAUUGGUAUGUUGACUGGAACGUAAUUUAUGCAGUUUAAUAAAAAAAAAAAAAAAGAAAAGAAAAAAUUGCAGUGGUGGAAACAAUAAUUUAAAUGCAGUCUACAAAUGCUUACAAAGCAUUUUCAGACCAGCUUUUUAAUCUUCAUGUGUAAAGGUGUCAUGAAAAUGUGGUUUGAAUGUUCAUUAUGCAGUGUUAUUGGUAAGUCCAUUUUCACUUUUAGUUUAGUGAAUUCUAACACAACUCUUGGAGUCUCUACUAUUGGCAUGUACUGAAUUUAAAUUUUUAUAACAUAGUUCAAGCUGCCUAAAUAUGUAUUAUUUGAGAAUUGUGAAACAUAGUUAUAUGUAUGCAAGUCAAAGAUCAACUUAAUCAACUAUUGCUGCAACAGAAUUUUCAUAAUAAUUAUCUUCUUAAAAACACCUGCUGGUACUUGGUGUGGUUAAAUAGGAAAAAUGUUAUUAAAUAAAACAUUUGUAUGAAUUUUUGCCAAUGUUUGACACAUUUUACUAUAUUACUGUUACUGAGUUAUGUUGGUGGUUUUACCGAUAUUUUUUCACACUUAAAACACUUAUUGUAAUGUUUACAAGCAAAAUAGAAAACACAUUGUAAGCACUGAUUGGUUAACCUUACAAUUCAGGUAAAGUACUAUGUUGUCACUGUACACUGGUAUUCUGUGUUGUGUACAAAAUAUUGAACUUCAGAUGAUGAUACAUCUGGCAAAACCUAACAUUUGGAAAUAUGAAAGUUUGGAAAAGCUUUAAAAUAACAGAAGCAUAGUUCUCAUUUCUGCUUAGUGCUGUUUCCUUGCCCCAAGUUUAUCUAGUGUCAUAUAGUCACUUAUUCCAUUACAGGAAUAUCAGAUGAUGCACAAGAAUUAGGAAAUAACAAAUACUAUUUUUUUUUGUUCUUGAAUCAGUUUAUUAAAUAUUGAUUUGGCCUAUUAGAAUCUAUUAUAUCAUAAGUCAGAUGAAAAAAUUUAGUACCCUACUUUAUGGCAUGAACUGUCAACACUUACACACUCAGCAAUAUACCGAUACAGAGCAGAACUAUAUACAAUCCCAUCUGGUAUUAUGUAAAAUUACCAAUAAAAUAUUUUUGUGAAUAUAGAUCUUGCAUUUUUGUUUACAACCAAUAAGUGUUUCGAUAGACACAUACAAUCUAUGUAUAGAUUUUAAAUUAUAGGUUCAGAUUCAGUACAAAAGUCCAUUUAGCUCCUUUUAGUGAGGUUGUCCACUUGCACUCCUAUGAUUCUUUUCAUUUUCAUUCAAAGUAAAUAUAUUUUUAAGCCCAUGUAAAAGUUGGAUGGACCUUCUUGGUAGCGAAUCCAGCCCCAAAUUAUUACCAACAUAUGAAUGGCUUCUUAACAGCUAAAACAAUGGAUUUUUGUAGCCCCUGACAACUGUGAUGUUUGGUGGUUUCUUGUAGUAAUGUAUUUUUCUGUUUUUAAUGCAGUACUUCUACAGGCACAAUGGUACUGUUCUAUUUCGUAAGAUGCUAGUUGUGAAAUACAGUUAGUUGCAUAAAAUGAAAGUCUGAUGUGAUAUCUGAGAACAUACAUACCUCAUUCCUUGGUGUUGCUGUUUAAACUUUUUAGAGAUCAAAUGUUAAUUAUAGGCUAUUUCAGAUGGAUAACUACUGAACUGUUUAUUAUGUAUUCUGCUUUAUCUUACUAAAUAGGAUGUCUGUUCAUUGCCAUUACCUGGCCAAAUCUCAGUAUCUGUAAAACAAUGCAUUUUAAGGUUCUUGAAUGUUUUUGGGGCCGGGCUGGUGUUCAGAGUAACAUACACUAGUUUUUAAAAGAAAAAUACAUGCUUCUCAACUUUAUUUUUUUAUAUUUUAUUUUUAGGUGGGACUAUUUGCAGACUAUACUGGUGUAAUGGAUUACAAGAGAGCUGAACUGUUUAAAGUAAGCAGUUUAAUGAUAGUGAAUCUCAUCACGAGAAAUUUUAUGAAAUGUGUUUCUAAUUUAAAAUAUAAUGAAUGCUAACACAUUUCAGAAUUCCUUGCAAACAAAUAAUUGUCUAUUACCAGUAGUUCACUAAGUGGGAAACGUAUUUUCAUUUAACUUCAUGUGAAUAAACCACCCAGCACUGCCAACGAGGUCUCUGUAUCUUCAGAAGUAAGUAGCCAUUUGGUUUUGAAGGAAGGGAAGAUGGAGUGGACUUUACUAUGAUUCAUCUGUCUCUAGAGAAUCUCAAAAACGUGGCACAAGGAUGGUUAUAAUCAAAAAGAACGCAGAAAAGUCUCAGUGUACUUUCAUGGAAUAAGACGCCCAAAAGGAAUUUCUAACCACAGAAACUACACCAGUCAGCUAGGAUCUAAAAACUGAGCUGUGGUGGUUUUAACUGAGCUAUUACGUUGCCACAGUUUAUACUGCAGUGAUGCCUGUUUUGGCAUUAAACAAAGUGAAGAUAAUUUCUGCCUGCUUGUGAUUAAAGGGAUGUGACAAUACUGACAGCAGAGUAGACAAAUUAAGUAGAAUAUGGCAUAAUGUUAUAAUUUAAAGAAACUUCACUUUAAUAAUUUCUAAAUAAUUUUGACUUGUAGUAAUCCCAAGUCCUUUUUCUAACUGUAAAUAUAUUUAAAAGCAUCUUUACUCCAUUUAUAAAAUGUGAAAAUUUAAUGUUGUAAUGUGUUUUGAUUAGCUAUUUUUCUCUGUGACUGCUUUCUGCAUAGGAACUGUUAUUUGUUAAAUCUAUAUAUGCACCAGUCUUCAACAGCCAUACAUCCUGGGUUGUUCAUGAAAUGGUGACCCAACAAAGAAAAGUGUGAUAGUGUUCCAUGUAAAUUAGUUCCUUUAUGUGCUGAUUGAUUGAUUGAUUGUCCGGUUUCAGAAAGGAAAAAGGGGGGGAGGGAAAUGGGGGAAAAUGAAGUAUAAAUAGUUCAUUGAUCAAGUAUACAAUAAUUCAGUCUUUUAUCUUCCUAACUUUGCUGAUAUUUGUAGGUGGUAUAAGGAAAAGAACAAAUAUACAAUUGUAGAUAAGGAUCCUUUUUUUUCCUGAAUUUAAAUUUAGGUAUUGGAGAUAAACAAAAGUUGCCCUUCUUAGUAGGAGAUUAAAUUAUGCCGUAUAAAGUCUUGCUUCUAACAGAAGCAAUAAUACAAAAAACAAAUUACAUGGAAAAAAAAUUCAAAUUCCUUACGUUGAAAGUCUUGAGAUUAAGACUGACUGACAUUUUAACCUGUUGUGUUUCUCUAGGUAUUUGGUGUUUUGGGGCAUAGAUUGUAAAAUAACAAAAAUUGUUUGAUUUUAUAAUCUGUGCACUUUUUUUUUUUUAAUAUUAGGGAUAGCACAUUUCUGGGUAGUCAUGUAAGAUGGAAUACUUUUUAUAAUUUGUUUCCACCAAUUCACUAUAGUGUUCAGGCAGGUCUUUGAAACUUGACACAAGUGUAUGGCUCUGCAUGUGGAUUCUUUGUUUUUUCUCUCUUCUGUCUCAAAAGCCUGACAGUUUUCUACAUUACGCUGAUUGAUUAUACUUUUGUUAUGCAGGAUGGAUUUGGCAUUGAACUGUCUAUUGUGUACUUUUAACAUACAUCCAGGGCUCUUUAACUGUAUCUGCUUAUUUUUUUCUGUCACAUGUCUUUAUUUGACUCUGCUCCCUACUAGGGAGGCUGGGUAUACUUCCAUUCAAAUAUCAGAAACUAUAUGGAAAUUGAAGCAUAAUUUAAUUUAAUUUCUCUAAAGGCAGCAACAAGUGCUGUACUUGCAGUAAACUUGGCCCAUGCUUACUCAGGAAUAAGAUAGGUAAGAUAAAAUGUUAAUGCUGGAUAUGGCAAGUGGAGCAGUCAAAUAUAUUUUGCAAACGGAUGCUUGUAUGUUAACAUUAAGAUUUGGGUGUGCUGGAAUUACAGUUUGAGCUUUCUAGUGUUUUUCUUACCUGAAAUUAUGCCCUGACUUAUGUCAGAGCAGCCUCAGUCUGAAAGGGUGUAACUUCACAUGCUAGCAAUAGUUGUACAGUAAAAUCAGACAAACUGAGGAAGCUCAGUUGUCUUUUUUUUUGUACUGUCAGAGUUUUAUCAAGAGGAGAAACUGUUAAGAGAUUUAAGACAACAAUCACGCCAAGCUUAGUUUGACAUCUAAAGAACCAUGUUUUAAUAAGAAUUAAGAGGAUUUAACUAUUAAAUUAAAAUUGGGAAAGUACUUCAAGCUAAUGACAAAUCAAUGCUUUGCAGAAAUUAUUGUAACUUCCUGUUGAAAAUAGAAUAAAUGGUGCAACAGCAAUGGAUAACUACACACUUGCUAGCAAAUGGUGUUAUCCAGCAGCAAGUGAUGUUUAAGUGACUCUCCUCAGACAUUACGCAACAAGAUUGUACUAUGUGUAUGAGUAAGGCUUAGGAGUUCAGGUGGCCCCUCCCCGCCUGAACUAUACUGUUGGGUUCCAACACUGAAAGAAAAUGCAGUGAAGAAAUAAAUUGGUUUCAGGUCCUAGAGUCUUAGUAAUGCAGGCGCUCUUUACCACUUCUGUUUAACUAUAUCAGUGAAAACCAGUUAAAAUGAACAACCCCUCAGUCCCACAGGAGAUACUUUUGAUCCUCUUCUCGCCCCUUUUAUUAUGGGAAACAGAAGUCAUCUGAAAGAACUUGCUCUGUCCACUGACAUGGGGAGUUUUAAGAGUAGACAGUUUAAUGGGCACAGGAAGUUUUAGCUUGCUAUUAAGGAGUUAAAAAUGGAAGAUAAAGGGCAAAAACAUAUUCUAUAGCUCAAAUGAGUAUUACUAAGAAUGAUCACAGGAGAUUGCUGUACCAUUUGUAAAAGACAAAAUAGUAACAUUAUCUAAUAAUUCCUUUAUGUUUAAAAGAAAAUUACCAUCAGAAAAAAAAGACUGCUCCAGUAACAAUAAUUCAAGGAAUAGUUCCAAAAUGUUAAUUAUUAUGUGAAAAGUAUGGCAUAUCUUGACAGAGGUAGGACUAUCAGAGCAAGAAGCCCUUCAGGACUACAUUUUCAGGAUCAAAGCCACCUGGAAAAGUGUGAUCUUUAAUUACACUCUUCUCCAUGUAUAAAUAUUGAUCUUAGUCAAAGUGCUUGCAAAGAGAACAAGCUCCCUUAAACUUCCAAGAUUUUAAGAAAUGUGGCUCUUAAUUUACGAUAGAGGUAUUAAGAAGACAACUGAGGAAAAGAGUAUUAAUCUAUUUUUUAAAACCUGCUAACCAUGUACUCAUAAUUCUCUUCUGUUUGAAAAGCAAAAAUAUUCUGAAGAAGGAAAUAUAUGUAACCAGGGUUAAUGAAAUUUGGCUCUUUACCCCCUCACUAGAUUCUACAAACUACAACUUCUGUGUAGGUCAAAGGCAGUUGCAGGAAAUUUGUCAGUAGAAAAUGAUAGACUUGUUCAAUCACUUGGAAUCUGUUAGCUAAGACGAGUCAUCGGGCUGGUUCUAGCUUCUGAAUACCCACUUUGGGAAUAGAGAGAUCUAAUUUGCUAUUUAUAUACAUCUAAUAUAUAACUGCCAUCAAUGAAUAGUCUAUUUUAAGCUGAUCUUUCUUUGCACAUAAUAAAUGAAAAUGCUUCAAUGCCAAGCCCAGUUCCUGACAGCAUAGAUCUCUGAGCAAGAUCUGCCAUCUGACUGAUCAUCUCUCAUCUCUUACUGUAGCAGUCUUCAGCUGCUUCAGCUAUGAAUUAAUCUCAGCAAGGGAAAUCUCUUAAGAAUACAUGUAUUCUUGAGUAUCACUACUCCCAUCUCUGAAGGAAACGCAUUCUGAUUCCUUCAUCUUUCUUUUAUUUUUUAAGUACAUCUAUAGUAUAAAUGGAUGCAGAUAGAAUGAGUUUGAAAUAUUGUAUUAUGCCUGCUUUUGUAAAAGGGGAAUUUGACUGCCAUUCCCAGUUCUGCAGUUGUAUCUUGGUUUCUGUAAGACCAACAGUGGUAUGGGGAGCUUAGAGGUCAUCUAUCAAUUUUGUUACCGUUGUCCUUGUUUCUAUAUAAUAGACUUACUGAACAGAUUCUUGCUGAGCAAACUUAGCAUUCUGGCUGAGGUAGCUGGCAUUUUGGGAUGAUAACUACUGGUCUUUGUAUCUGCAUUUCUGAAAAUGGUCUGAUUCUGUUGCUAGGAGGCUUCCCAACAUGGAAAAAUAAGCAAAAUGCUUUCUAGCUGAUGGAGGUGUAAUGUUGCCAAGUAACUUGCAGUACCUGGAGGCUUUUUGAAAGAUGCAAGAAAAGGAUCUCAAAGGCUCUUUCUCUGCCAGCUGGAGAAAGAGAUCCUUGAAACAUGCAGAGAUACUGAGCACUUUCUCAGCUUUCCUACAGAAAUUCUGAGUAGCUUCUGCGUCUAAAAUGUCAAACACCUCCAAAAAAACCUCAGUCCAACAAAAAGAGGAUAAGGGGGGGGGUAAAAGAAAAAUAAAUUUAUUUCCAGAAGAAUACUUAGAAAAGCCAAUACGUAAUGGCUUCUUUGUGUGUUUAGUAUUCCUUUCUCUGUGUUGGAAAGAGGCAGCAUCCCACACUUAAAAGUGUGUUUUGCUUUAUAAGUCUUGAUACCUGUUGAUUUGGUGACUUUUGGCCUAAAGAUGUAGGGGUUUUGUGAAUUUCAUAGUAAAUACCAUGAACACUGCACUUUUGGAUACAGGUCAUUUAUUGAAAAGGCAGGUUUUAUUGAAGAGCUAGUCAAGAACAAAAUUAAUUCCACUUGCAUAUUUAGACAUUACCCAAUUUAAAGGAUCUGACUUCUGGACUACUAGAAAAAGGGAUAACUUCAUGUUGAAAGGGUAAUAAGAACGCAGACUAGAAUGGAUGUGGCUUCUGAAGAGUUUUGUGGCCAGCAGUUCAUAUGGCUGUUUUCAGUGAUUAUUCCACACCUUUGCCCAUUAGAGCACCCUCACAAACAAGUCAAAAUUACCAACAGACUAUCAGAUGCUCUUAAAGUUUACUAAGUGCCUUAUAGAGAGCAUCGCUGAGGCAAUUAUUAGAUUGAAAGGAAGUUUGAUAAAAGAUUUACUACUCUGGAUGGAGUCACAGGUUAUCAGUUGUAACCAAAGUCAUAUUCCUGGUUAUAACACACUAGAAUCUUAUAUUUUAUUGCUGAUACAAGUACCUAAUAAGAAAGAGUCCAGAAAUUUCUGAGGCUUUCAGUUUGUAAAACACACAUUCUUUGGAGGAGUUGGGUUUUUUUCCUUCUAGUCAGCUGUGAUAGCCUGCUGGACUAUCACAGAAGUGAGUAAAACUGAGUAUUUCUGGAUGCUUUCACACUCUUAGUUUCAAACUCUUAGUUUCUCAAUCAAUUAUUACCUUUCUUGGAAAUAAGUACAUAAAUUGGUUUUAUUCAUAGGGUUUAUAUUUAUCCAACAGCAAUUUUAAAGGAUUUUAUUGUCAGAAAAAGGGCUUGUUAUUUUCAAAACAAAAAUCUUACCUGCCAGGUGUCUUCCCCAAAAUGAGUAAGUGCCUUUUCUGUUCUGACUCUUAGAAGUAUUUACUUUGACAGAUUGAAUCUGAAUGUCCGGGAUAAACCAACUAUUAAGUAUUGAGUGUUACCAAUGGCUUGAAAUCCUUUCACUGAAAGAACGAGAGACAGAAUGUAAGCCACUUGAAUUACUUUGAGACCUGAUAUUAUCAGAAGUCUUAUAACUGCUAUGAGUAGUAUACUUCUAAGAACAAUGUAACUUUUCAGGAACAUGAUAUUGAUAGGAAAUAAAUAUUUAUUAAAAGAAGUAUAUUAAAUAAAUAUUUAUUUACCAAUUUAAGUAAGAGAAAAUGUUACACCAUGGGGUCAGCAAUCUUGCUGUUAGCAGUCCUGACUACUUAAGAGAAAGUAAAACUGAGGUCCUGAACUCCAACCAUAAAAGAAUGUGUGGUAUUUGGUGAGAGAUUGGAACUGUGAAUUUUAGGUCCACAUUCUAAUAAAGCAAUUCUUCCUACCUAAGUUUUUACCAAUUCUCAAGCAGAAAAGAAAGCAUGAGCAGAUAUGAGUAAGAGGCCCUCUGGUUUUAUUGGUGCUGCUUCCUAGCUCUAGAGGAUUUUUUUAAUUAUUUUUUUUUAAACUUUGCUCAGGACUGGUACAGCUGAAAGUAUAUUUUCCCUUCAUUCUUAAGUCUAGACUUUGAAUGGAGUUUCUCUGAGACACUUUUGUAGUGAAAACGUAUUCCCUACAAACAUUGAAGACAAAAAUAAACAUCUCCGUGAACAAAAGAUUGUGUGUGGUUGUAAUUUUUUAAUAUACACAAAUUUAUUAUAAAAAAUCAGAAGGUACUCUAACAAAAACAUAACCAGUAUCUCAGCCUACACUUAAAAGGUCUGUGUAGCAGUCAGAAAAUACAGCUUGCAUCAUGAGGUGCUACAAAUUUUCUGUCUGAUAAACUGUGAACUAUUGUACAUGAAUUCCAAUUAAGUACUCCUUUAAAUAAAAAUGAUAAUACAUUGCAUUUAGCCAAGUGUGUAGUAGUCCUUUAAGACACUGCAUUAAACUGACCUCCUCCUGAACUCAUUUCAAAGGCAUUAAUAAACAAUUUAAAAUUCUGAAAGCUUGGCUGAAAAGCUGUGGGGAAGUGGCUGUAAGUAAAGAAACAGUGGGAUCUUUUCACAUCACAGUGAAAAGAUAUUUUUUCCAGAAUAAAUGCCCCACAAUGAUGAUGGAAUUGUUUAAAGAUUGUCAACUGUAAUGUUUCACGUUGUUAUAUACCAUACAGAUAGUUUCAGAUGAGCAUAAACAGAUGUGUUUGAAGCCCAGAAUAGUGAUACAUAUUGAAAUGCCUUAUCCAAGAAUAAAUUAAUACUUCUUGCCUGUGAAGAAUCUGACAAGAAUGUAUUAUUGGUGAAAAGUAUCGUGGUUGCACUAUAUUCAAACUUGACUUACAGUGAUGAUGCUUAGGGUGUGUUAUGAUAAAUAAAAUGGUAAAUAAAAUUAUUA